This is a messenger RNA of Paraphaeosphaeria sporulosa, 1074 nucleotides long. RefSeq lists its product as uncharacterized. NCBI's taxonomy places the organism in Eukaryota, Fungi, Ascomycota, Dothideomycetes, Pleosporales, Didymosphaeriaceae. The coding region runs from base 1 to 1074 and encodes 357 amino acids. The record is from RefSeq and is a predicted model, not a curated record. The transcript has a single exon.
AUGCCGAUACAAUUAUUGCCUGCCUCGGCAGCCGCCUUUGCGCCGCGCUCGACCGUCAACAUUGUUCUCAGCUCAAAAGUGGAGCCGUGGUUAACACAGACGCUGAAGAGGAUAAAUCGGGUUAAGCGACCGCUCAAUAGCGUCCAGCAACAUACGCGAUGUCUCACCGAAACCCUGUCGGGCUCCAAUGCCAUCUGGUCGCUGUGCUCAAUAAUGGUGCCAAAGGCGCCGGAUUCGGAACUGCGCAAGGAUGCCAACCCGCUUGUCGAGGCCAUCUUCAACUACCAGGUCAUCCACAUCGAGGCGUACGUCGUGCACGUUGACAUGGUCUCACAGCAUGAGGUUGCAUUCAAGCUCACGCCCGAAACCAUCGAGGCGCUUACCGAGUACCACAAGGACAUCUACUCGGUCGACGUCUCCGCUAACACCUGGAACUGGCCCGAGAAGGAGGCACAGCUCAAGAAGCUGCAGGACGAGUUCAUCCAGGCUGUCAACCGCUACGUGUUCCGCGCCGGAGCACGCGCACUCGAGGGCAUGGAAGAGGAAGGAGCGGGAGAGCUUCUUGAGGGCCGAGGUGAGGACGUCAAGGGCGCCAUUAUGGGGCUGUUCCACCCGCUUCUUCCUCCUCCACCCAGGAUUGUUGACGUGGUUCGGCCGGCUCCGCUCCUGCCGAGCUCGUCAGGUGCCACGAACUGGUGGCCCUCGCACGUACUACAGUCACAACCGGCGCCUGUCGAGUCCUGGAGAGCGCUGUCGUCGACGCCAAGCCCGACCAUCACUACCUGCGGGGAAACCUCUCCAUCGUUCUGGAGCACCAUGGGCAUGGAGAACGUGCAGUUGCCGUCGCCGACACCUUCGUACAGCUCACCGUCCUACAGCUCGCCUUCCUACAGCCAGCCAUUCAACACCACGAGUCAGUACUACAGCCCGCCCCAGGCAGUCGCUCCGAUACCUGCUCUCCCGCUGCCUAGUGUGCUUGCCCAGCAGUGCGGGUCAAGCGCCGUGCACAGCGGAUACAGCAGUGGAUUCGGAUGGGAGACUGGAUUUGCACCACAGUACGCCGCCUUCACGUAA